Messenger RNA from Musca domestica (house fly), 1078 nucleotides. It is a transcript of the gene cnir, whose product is annotated as protein cornichon homolog 4. Lineage: Eukaryota; Metazoa; Arthropoda; Insecta; Diptera; Muscidae. The record is from RefSeq and is a predicted model, not a curated record. Gene Ontology annotation, biological process: endoplasmic reticulum to Golgi vesicle-mediated transport. The coding region runs from base 271 to 741 and encodes 156 amino acids. The transcript has 3 exons. Gene Ontology annotation, cellular component: endoplasmic reticulum membrane; COPII-coated ER to Golgi transport vesicle.
GAUAUAAAAAGUAAAGUGAAAUAUAUUUAAUUGCUUUUUUACACAUUUUGAGAAUACGUACAACAAAUUUAAUUGAAUAUGCCUAGUUUAGUUUGGUUUUUGAGACUACGUUCAUUGAUUACAUUAAAGCCGGCUAUCCAUUCAUGGUGAAUACACCAUUUUCGACGACCCCAAACAAAAGCUUUAAUUAAACAGGAAACAGAAUUACAGUGGCAAGAUAAAACAAGAAUUAAUUUAUAAAUAAAACCCUUUACAACAAAUAGCGAAAAUAUGUUGCCCGAAACAGUGACAUUUGCUAUUGGAUUAAUUGUUUAUGGUGCUAUUCUCUUUCUCCUCAUAUACUAUGUUCUGACCCUGGCCGAUUUAGAAUGUGAUUAUUUGAAUGCCCAAGAGUGUUGUAGUCGUUUGAAUUUUUGGGUUAUACCCAAAUUUGGCUCCCAUCUGAUAUUGUGUGUUCUGCUACUGUUGGGUGGCCAUUGGAUAAUGUUCUUUUUGAAUGUACCCAUGGUAACAUGGUUAGGCUAUGAGUUGUACAAACAACCCCGGGAUAGUUUGGGUGUCUACGAUCCCGUUGAUAUCCACAGUCGAGGGCUGCUCAAGGUGCAUUUGAGAAAUACAAUGAUUUAUUUGGGUUACUAUUUUGUUAUGUUCUUUAUAGGCCUGUAUUUCAUGAUUUCCGCCUUGCUCAAAGGUGAUCCCAUCAGACGCCAUGAAGAGGGCGAAAUCAUAACCGACUUCUAGCAUUUGUAAGGAAAUGGAAAUUGUUUGCAGUAUAUUGAAAUGGCCUUUUGUCUUCCCCCCUCUGGCAGAAAACAAUGCACAACUAUAUGAAGAACAACUACAACAAUAUAUCACAGUCCAAAGUUUUCCCCUUCUAGUCUUUAGUUUAGUUUUGUAUUCUUGAAAUACUCAUCAAUUGAAUCUCUUGCAUUUUUUAAUUAAUUUAUUUUUUCGCUAAUUUAUAAUUAAAAAUAAUAUAUAGCGAUUAUGAUAACGAUGCUAAUUAAUGGCAAAUUUUACAUAUUUCUAUGUAAAAAAAGAAGAAAAACAAAAUAAAGAACUAAAUUUUUUAAUUCAA